GCUCAUAGUGUGUCUUCCACUAUCCCAACUUUAUAAGCUUUGCUGAAUCUCAGUGCUGCUGAAAACUCUCAAGUAAAACUAAUGGAAGCAAUGCACAUUACCUUCCUUUUUCAUGUCUUCUUCCUAUUCCUUACCCUCACUCCUCCGAUCAACGCCGCUUCCUUCAACGGAACGGUGCCCUCGCCAUCGCCAUGCAUAGGUUCCAUUGCUGAAUGCAGCAAAGACUUGGAGAUGCUGAUGGAAUCAGAUAUCAGCAGAAGGUUUCUUGGGCAGAAGAAAUACAUCUCACCCGGAGCUCUCAAACCUGACCAGCCCGUCUGCAAUGGCGGAGCAGCUGGCCAGCCUUACUCCCGAGGCAGCGGCUGCCUCCCCGAGCCCUCUAAUCCUUACCACAGGGGCUGCUCCAGAUACUACCGCUGCAGGGAUGAUGCAUGAUCCUUCUCAACCGCCCUCUCGUGCUUUUUUCUUUUUUCUUUCUUUUUUCUUUCUUUCGUUUUCCUUCUACUUGUAUUUCACACUUGCAAAACAGAAAACCUUGUGCAAUAAUCUAUGUAACUUUAAUGGAUAGCUCAUGAAAAUUGCACUGCAAAGCGAAUUUUGAAGAGAUAAAUAAAUGUUUUUUUCUUUUUUC
This is a messenger RNA of Salvia miltiorrhiza (redroot sage), 631 nucleotides long. Its product is annotated as protein RALF-like 32. Bases 82 to 435 code for a protein of 117 amino acids. The record is from RefSeq and is a predicted model, not a curated record. The transcript has a single exon. NCBI's taxonomy places the organism in Eukaryota, Viridiplantae, Streptophyta, Magnoliopsida, Lamiales, Lamiaceae.